Danaus chrysippus (African queen) is the source of this 351-nucleotide messenger RNA. NCBI's taxonomy places the organism in Eukaryota, Metazoa, Arthropoda, Insecta, Lepidoptera, Nymphalidae. The record is from the annotation of a GenBank genome assembly.
AUGCAUAUUUUAAGCAGUCCUGAACCUGAUGCUGAAGAUCUUGACACUGGGGACGAUCCACCUGAAUUUGAUUUUACAGAAACAUCAUUGCAAUUGACUCCAGUUCUACGUCAAAUUUGCCCAGCUACGCCGAUUAGAGAACCAAACUACGAGAACAUACCUUCCUUAUCUUCUAUACCAUCUCUUCCGUCUGAAGCCCCUUUAUCAACUCCUGAAAGUGCUACCAGGAAAACUCGAGCCCAAAGGCACAUUACUCCAGUACUGGCUAAAAGACGAAAGAAAGUUCCGAAAUUCGUACUAACCUAUAAAUGGAAAAAAAGCGUCACCUUCCGUCACCAAGCUACAAUUUAA